AUGGCGCAGAACGCCGAGAGCCAGUUGGAGGGCCUGACGGAGAGGAACGGGCUGCUGUCGAGAGAGCUCGAGUCCCGCCGCCUGGGCACCCAAAAGGCCGCCGCCCGCAUCGAAUUCCUGGAAACGCAGCUCAGGUGCUUGAAGGUCCAACUGGGCCGCCCUCAUGCACAAGAAGCUGCUGCCGGAAGUCGCCAGGAAGGCGGAAGGAUUUCGGAGGCAGCUGGUGCUGCUUAA
Messenger RNA from Ostreobium quekettii, 234 nucleotides. NCBI's taxonomy places the organism in Eukaryota, Viridiplantae, Chlorophyta, Ulvophyceae, Bryopsidales, Ostreobiaceae. The record is from the annotation of a GenBank genome assembly.